Molecule: messenger RNA, 1366 nt
Organism: Rhipicephalus sanguineus (brown dog tick)
Lineage: Eukaryota; Metazoa; Arthropoda; Arachnida; Ixodida; Ixodidae
Exons: 1
Coding region: 41-1366 (441 amino acids)
Molecular function (GO): zinc ion binding; nucleic acid binding
Source: RefSeq, a predicted model, not a curated record
AUUCCACUUCCGGUCACCGUAGUGUACGGACGUGGGCGGAAUGAGCUCCGACGAUAUCGGAGCGGCAUCAGCGGCUCAGCAGGGCCGUGGUACCAGGAACAUGGACGAAUCGUCACAGGAAUAUCAGAUUAUUUUGCCCCGACUGCCAUCAGGUGAUGCAACGCUGCAUACUGUUUUUUUGCACGCCGAUAUCAGGGCGCGGCCGUACCGCGUCGAGGAUUUCAGUGACGCACUUAUUCGUUUGGCUUUGCUCCCCGAGGUGGCUACCUUGGGGGCGUACCAAAUGAAUCAUGUUUGGGCCAUCACAUUCAAGAGCGCUGAGGGCAAGAAGAAAAUGCUUGCUGCUGGCGACAUAGCGGUGAAGAACCAGCGCUGUAUCGCUAUAGACCCAAGCCACCAGGAUACGAGACUGAAGAUUCAUUGGCUACUGUAUAACGUUCCUGAUGACGACGUGCGAGCAGUGUUGGCACCUUAUGGCAAGGUUCAUGAAAUAGUGCGAGAACGCUGGCGCGUGUAUGGCUGCACGGACAAAGGUUCAUCGACGCGUGCGGUGAGCCUCAAACUCAAACCGGGCCUCACGGUAGACGACCUCCCACAUCAGUUACGGAUUGCAGGAGACCUCACGCUCGUUGUCGUAGCGGGAAGAGCACCGCUAUGCCUGCGUUGCCAAGGCACAGGCCAUAUUAGGAGGGAGUGCCGGGCCCCGCGUUGCGCAGUGUGUCGGCGUUUUGGGCAUGACCAGAGCGGGUGUUCGAGGACAUACGCAAGUGUAGCCGGGCCCGUGGGGAGCGAAGAACUAUCUGAGCACCACAUGGACGAGGUCGAGGCAGAAGAGCUCACUGGAGGACGACGGGAGGAAUCAACACCCAGGUUAACGCCCCUUUUUUCACGCCCCCUGAGUGCUGCUUCAACUGGUGGCAAAGACAAAGGACCUGCGAAUGAAGGCCAACUUACGAAGAGUACUCAAGGUGCAACGACGCCUAAAACGAAGGAAGAAAUGCAAGAAAACAUGGACACGUCUAGCACUAACAAGAGGACAAGGGAGGAGGCGGAAGGGAAGAAGGUGAAUGUGAUGAAAGCUUCCGAGGAACCGCCGGCUAAGGCGAAUAUUGUGCGCCGAAAACCGGCACCUAACGUCCUAAGUGAACGUCGUAUAGCCGAGACCGAGCCGCCGACCCAACUCCAACAGCAGCAAGAACAGGCUCAGCAACAGCAGACAGUUGAUCAAGUGCAGACACAACAACAGCAACCACUGCCGAAGCAGCAGACUCUUCAGCAGCGACAGACAAGUCAUCAUCAGCAACAGUUGUUGCAACAACAGCAGAUGCCUUCAACGGGGUCGCCUUCAAAUCAACAGCCCCCGUAA